AUGGGCCGUGCUCAACGUCCCCCAUGCUUCCAAUGCCGGUGCCGCAAAGUUCGAUGUGAUCGCCGAUUAGAUCAAUGUGGAAAUUGUGAACGUCUUUCCUUCAACUGCUCCUUUCAAAAAGUGUCGGACAGAGACUCUGUCGUGCGCGCAGACUCCAGAGUCCAGACUGACCACCCUGGCCGACGUCGAGGAAUCCAGGCGUGCACAGAAUGUCAUCGUCAGAAAGCACGAUGUUCAGGAGAAUUCCCUGAAUGUACCAAUUGUCAGCGACGACGAAGGCCAUGUCGAUACCCGGGCUCAUCAAGCCGGCUUGGCCACAAGGCACAGCAUCACUCGUCACCAGACCAGGACAACGUUGGUCAGGAUGGGAAUGAAGAGAUAUCUGGGCAGGCUAUCCAUCGCAAGGAAUUAGAGGAGAGGGUCGAUGACUAUUUCAAAUAUCUUUACCCUAUUCCUCUAUACGCCUUUUUACAUGAGCCAUCCAUCCGACAACACUGUACUGAGGGUACACUGAAUCAAAAUUUAGCCUGCUCGAUUGCUGCUGUGGUCAAAGAGGUCCUGUCACCGAACCCAGGCUACUCGGAUGAGUGUCAGCUUCGGAUAGCGCAGGUGGAAACACACAUCUGGAAGCAACUAGAGAGACCCGACAUAAUUUGUCUUCAAUGUUUACUACUCGUGAUUCAUUACUUUAUCCAAGUUGGGCGAUUUUCACGAGCUUACAUGCUUGCUGGGCUGGCCGCUAGAGGAGCCACUGCCCUGCGACUCAACCACGAACGGCCCGAGCUGAGUUUCAUCGCCCAAGAGACCCGACGAAGAGUCCUAUGGGCUUUGAGUUCUAUCGAUGGCUCGUUCUCCGUCGGACUACCCGAAUACGAAACCAUCCCCCAUGCAGUUAUCUACCAGCGACUUCCUUGUUCAGAAGCAGCAUUCCGCGACGGCCGGCUUACACUUACGCCGGGUACCAACUGGUUCUGGCGGGGUAACAAUGACUCCGCAGAAGGCUGCAGCCUAUUUGCGGCGUGCAUUCGUGUUGCCAAAAUCUCGAAGGAUAUUAUGCGGCUUACGCGGCAGCUUGCUCUUUCGGAACAACCACUCACACAGUUGAGUGGACUCAUCCAGGAAAUCCAGAACGACCUGUGGAGACUCCAGACAGAUGUCGAGCUUUCUUUCCAAUACCGGGUUUCAUCGCCGGCCCAAGUAGCCCAGAUGAGAAGCUCGCGCUGGUUUGUGCGCUAUCUUCAGAUUUCCAUCACCUGGAACCAGGCACAUUGUGACUUGUACCGCUUAUUCCUACCAGAUUACAACGGAGCUGCCCCAAAAAUAAUCACAGAUUCUAUCGACCAUGAUCUCAAAACUCAGGCUCUGGAAAAAUGUCAAGAACAUGUCCUGAAUAUUAAUUGUAUUAUUCGUGGAAUUCUAGACUUUUCCCCGCUCCCAGUGUUACUUCCACCCUACGUCGCUGUGUGCGCAUACCACGCGACCCGCUUGACACUCUUUCUGCCUUGUGCACCAGAUCUGAAUAGACAGAAUAAUUGGUCUAGUGCAACCGAGACCGCUGAUGUCGCGCUAUCCGUUCUAAGGCGAUUUUUCGCCAAGUCGGCUGCUGCGGAGAAGAUGAUUUUGGAUAUGGAAAAUCUGGUGAACUUGUCAAAAAUGGGACCUGAAUCCGUUUACCAGGAACUUCGAUAUCCAUUGCCACCAUUUGAUCAGGGUCUUCAUCGCCACAGCCACCUGGCUGUUCAUAGCCUGAUCCGACAGUCUAAUUUUAUCGAUGGAGGGUAUGAAAUUUAUGAUGGUUGA
Messenger RNA from Penicillium malachiteum, 1800 nucleotides. RefSeq lists its product as uncharacterized. The transcript is spliced from 3 exons. NCBI's taxonomy places the organism in Eukaryota, Fungi, Ascomycota, Eurotiomycetes, Eurotiales, Aspergillaceae. The record is from RefSeq and is a predicted model, not a curated record. Gene Ontology annotation, molecular function: DNA-binding transcription factor activity, RNA polymerase II-specific; DNA binding; zinc ion binding. Gene Ontology annotation, cellular component: nucleus. Gene Ontology annotation, biological process: DNA-templated transcription; regulation of DNA-templated transcription. Bases 1 to 1800 code for a protein of 599 amino acids.